AUGGUGGACAAUUGGAUAGAUAACAAUGAAGAUACACAACUUGAUGAUGACGAGGUGUUUGUUGACAACACUCAACAAGAAAUCAAUGAGGAACCAACACAAAAGAGAAAAAGAGUAGGCAAAACAAGGUCCGAUUGUUGGAAAUCAUUUGAGAAGAUUUUUAUUGAUGGAGUUCGGCAUGGAAAGUGCAAAUGGUGCGAGAGGGUUCUCAAAGCCGACAGGAAUAAUAUCGGUACAUCUAGCUUAAAUAAGCAUGCAAAUAAUUGUAAGCAAAACCCCGAGAAUUUGAAAAACCAACAAACAUUACAAUUUAAAAAAGAACCAAACGGGGAGGGUAGUGUUAGCACUUGGAAACAUGACGACAAACGAAUUAAAAAGGCUAUGUUGAAUUUGUUUGUAAUGGGUGGUCUACCUUUUAAAUUUGUAGAAAAUGAGGCCUUUAUUGAAUACACAAACGCACUAAACAGGAAGGUGGUUGUACCUUGUCGAACAACAAUUUCAAAAAAAGUGUCACUUUAUUAUCAAGAAGAAAGAAAUAAGUUGGUAACAUUCUUAUGUAAUCCACUUAACACGGUUCAUUUGACCACCGGUUGUUGGACAAGUCCGAGUAAAAGGGUGCAUUAUAUUGUCAUUACCGCACACUUUAUUGAUGAUAAUUGGGAGAUGCACAAAAGGAUAAUCAACUUUAAAGAAUUAGAUAGUCAACGGGGGGAAGAUAUCGGAAAAGAAGUGUUGAAAUGUAUUCAAGGGUGGGGUAUUAAAAAUGUCAUGACUUGUACGGUUGAUAAUGCAAGUUCUAAUGACAAAGCAAUAGAGUUUCUAAAAAACAAAUUACCAAACUUGUACAAUGAAGGAAAACACUUUCACAUUAGGUGUAUGGCACACAUUAUCAAUCUAAUUGUGAGAGACGGGAUGAAUAAAAAUGACAAGAGUGUUAAAUGUUUGCAAGACGCCGUAAGAUAUAUUAGAAAGUUCACACAACGGAUUGCUUUAUUUAAAAAGUGCAUGAAAGCCGUCGGGGUGGAAUCAACCAAAUUUUUGUGCAACGAUUGUCCCACUCGUUGGAACUCAACUUACGACUUAUUGAAGAUCGCGGUGGAUUUAGAAAAGGCUUUCUACGAGUAUGAAAUGGAAGAUCGUUCCUUUGCACGAGAUGUGGUAACCCCCGUGAGUGAAGAUUUUGUAACUUGUCGAGCAAUGGUCUCCUUUCUUGAGAAGUUCAAGGAUAUGAUAGACAAAUAUGAGAAGUAUUGGGGAGAUUUUGAAAAUUUGAAUGACUACAUGUACUUUGCGACUAUCUUGGAUUUGCGAAUGAAGACAGAAUUUCUUAGACAUGCUUUUGAAACAUUGAUCAAGUACAAGAUGCCGGAAAAUAAACCCCUUUCCGAAUUAGAUAUUACUGCGAAGACUAAGUCUUUAAUCAAGGAUAUUGAAUCGAGAUUUGAGAACUUUUUUAAUUGUUACAAUACCAACUCUAAUGUACCAUUUAAAACCGGUGGUAGUCAAGAUGCUGUGCAUAUUGAUGAUGAUGACGACUUUGUGGAUGACUAUUUUGCUCAAUCGGUGAAUUCAUCGGUUUCAAAGGAAACGGAAUUAACACGAUACUUGAACGAAGGACAAACCCAAGGCGUUAAGGACUUUGAUAUAUUGGUUUGGUGGAAAAAUAACGCAUCUCGUUACCCAAUUCUCUCGCGGAUGGAAAAGGUAUAA
This is a messenger RNA of Lactuca saligna, 1710 nucleotides long. Lineage: Eukaryota; Viridiplantae; Streptophyta; Magnoliopsida; Asterales; Asteraceae. The record is from the annotation of a GenBank genome assembly.